Molecule: messenger RNA, 651 nt
Organism: Helobdella robusta
Lineage: Eukaryota; Metazoa; Annelida; Clitellata; Rhynchobdellida; Glossiphoniidae
Exons: 5
Coding region: 1-651 (216 amino acids)
Source: RefSeq, a predicted model, not a curated record
AUGAAAAAAUCUAAACAUGGAAGAGAUGAUUUGGAAAAGAACAUCUUAAAGGGUCAUGCAUUCUUUGUGAACUUCAUGGAAAGACAUGGUCUUGCCGAUUGCAUUCGAUAUUUUCCUGAUAGUAUGACACUGAGUAACUUGAGGAGCUUGAAUAUGAAUGACCUGUGGAACAAAUUUGAUGUCAAAGAGGAAAAAGAUGCCGGCCGAAUUAUGAAAAUUGUGAGUGAAGCCCACAAAGAUGACCAAAGCGAUAGCGACGUUGAAUACUUGUCAUCAUCAUCUCCAAGUGGCCACAAUCCACUAAACAGUUUGAGCAGUGGCAACAAUAUAAGCUCACAUCACUUGAAUUGCAAUAAAUCUCUUACAAGAACAUUAUCUGAAGAGCUGAAGUAUCCGGUAAAGUUGAGGAAGAAGUCCUUACGGCAGCAGCAGCAGCAGCAACUUCAUCACCACUACUUGAGCAACAACAUCAAACAUCUCAGCUGCUCACAAUUUGGCUUGAAUCAGAGUCCAUCGUCUCAUGCAGGCACCACAAAUUUGUUGAGGUUGAAUAGUUUGGGCCUGGGCAAGUCAGCCCCUCUUUUAUCCACUGUUCAGGCUUGCAAUUUGAUACUGUUCUCAAUUAUAUAUUGGACAGGAGUUACAUAUUAA